This is a messenger RNA of Saccoglossus kowalevskii, 4724 nucleotides long. RefSeq names its product U4/U6 small nuclear ribonucleoprotein Prp3. NCBI's taxonomy places the organism in Eukaryota, Metazoa, Hemichordata, Enteropneusta, Harrimaniidae. Gene Ontology annotation, biological process: mRNA splicing, via spliceosome. Gene Ontology annotation, cellular component: U4/U6 x U5 tri-snRNP complex. The record is from RefSeq and is a predicted model, not a curated record.
CAGUAGUGUUUACAUCUGAACGAUGUUGGUACGUUCAAAAUGGCUGCCUCCAUGUAAAGUAUGUGACACGCUUCUCUCCGUAGUUUUCCGUGUGUAUCUCCGCCGUCCGGAAAUUAAGUGAAAAUCAAGGUUUUACCGAGAUCGACGAUUAUAUUUCAAACUGUCGUUGUGGUUUCAAAAUCACGAACUAAUAAUAUUUUGUCCCGACACCAACGAAGGAAUCCUUGAAAGUCACCAUGUCUUUGUCGAGACGUGACGUAGAACAGUUGAAGCCAUGGCUGGACAAGACAGUGAAAAAAGUAUUGGGGUUCUCCGAACCGACAGUUGUAACCGCCGCGUUGAAUUGUGUAUCAAAAGGAAUGGACGAACAGAAGACAGUUGAUAAUUUAAAGCCUUUUUUAGAUGAAUCCGCACCCAAAUUUGUGAAACAAUUAUAUAAUGCUGUCGGAGAAAUAAAAGCAAGCAACAGGCAAAGAAAAAGAGCAGUAAAGGCACAGCAGGAUGAUGGGGAUGAGGUACGAGUGAAGAAAGCUAAAUUACCAAUGAAUAUUGAGGAAGAACCCAAUAUACCAGUAUUGAAUUCACAACCUAGUCCGGGUCAGUUAACAGAACAAGGAAUCAAAGAAAUGAUGGCCAAUGCAAGGAGAGCUAUAGAAGCUAGGAAAGAACAGCUGACAGGUUUGGCCCCAGGGUCCAUGUCAGUACAGUCCAUGAUGCCUCAGGCUCAGUCACAAGCCUUGAUGAAUGAAGCUUUAGAAAAAGCCAGGAAAGCUGCUGAAAUCCAGGCAAGAAUUCAGGCUACUCUUAACAGGCAACCUGGUUUGUUACCGGGGAAUAUACCAGGAAUUAGAAUGAUACCAGGUCAGCCUUCAAAACCAACACCAUUGAUUUUAGAUGACCAAGGAAGGACUGUUGAUGCUACUGGUAAAGCAAUUCAACUGACACAAAGGAUGCCAACAUUGAAGGCCAAUAUCAGAGCCAAAAAACGACAGGAAUUCAAACUGGUGCAAGAAAAAGCUGUGGAUGUCUUCAAUGAAUCUAGUCAAUUCUAUGAUCCAAGAGUCUUUGCAGCGCCCUCAGGUAGAGCCAAGAGGCAAUUCAAGUUUCAUGACCAGGGUAAAUUUGAACAGAUUGCUCAAAGAGUUCGAGCCAAGUCUCAGUUAGAACGUCUUCAACAGGAAAUUGCACAAGCAGCCAAGAAGACUGGUAUUUCAUGUGCCACUAAGCUAGCUUUGAUUGUGCCAAAAAAACAAGUGGCUGAGGAAGAGAUCCCUGAAGUGGAAUGGUGGGAUGCUUUUAUAUUGCCUUCUGACAGUUAUAAAGAUGUUCACAGUAAAACAGAUUCAGAUGGAAAAAAAAAUGAAAAAUAUACCGGAAUAACCAGUUUAAUAGAGCAUCCAGCACAGAUGAGGCCGCCAGAUGAACCAAUGAAGCCGGUUGAACAACCCAUAUUCCUCACUAAAAAAGAGAGAAAGAAAUUAAGAAGACAAGGUAGAAGGGAAGGACAGAGGGAAACAACCGAGAAAAUAAGGCUUGGUUUGGAACCACCACCUGAACCCAAAGUAAGACUGGCUAAUUUGAUGAGAGUACUUGGAAAUGAAGCCGUACAAGAUCCUACUAAAGUAGAAGCACAUGUCAGAGCACAGAUGGCAAAAAGACAAAAAGCUCACGAAGAAGCUAACCAAGCAAGAAAACUCACAGCUGAACAGAAAAGUGCCAAGAAGCUUAAGAAGAUUACUGAGGACACAUCCUGUGGGGUUCAUACAUCAGUUUACAGAAUACGAGAUUUACAGAAUCCUUCUAGAAAAUUUAAAAUCGAAGCCAACUGUAAUCAGCUGCAUAUGACUGGUUUUGUAGUGUUAUAUCGAGAUGUUAAUGUGGUGGUUGUUGAAGGAGGUCCAAAGCAACAGAGAAAGUUUAAAAGGCUAAUGUUACAGCGAAUAAAAUGGAAUGAUGAUAAGAGAAGCAAAGAUGACGAUGACGAUGACGAUUCUGAUGACGAAAGGGAAAAGAAAGGAAAUAAAUGCUGCUUAGUGUGGGAAGGAAUGAAUAAAAACAGAGCAUUUGGCGAUAUUAAAUUCAAAGCUUGCCCUACAGAGAGAAUUGCAAAAGAACAGUUCCGUAAUCACGGUGUUGAACAUUAUUGGGAUUUAGCAAACAGUGAGGCCAUUAUUGAAGCUUCGGAAGAUUAGCCUCUCACCCCUACAUAGUGAAUGGAACAACCCUGAAUAUGAAAUGAACUCUGGAACAAGCCUUACAUCAUCUUGAAUAUAUCUGUGUAUUCACUAUGGACUUGUGUGAAGUGUUAUAUCUUUGAACCUGACAUAUGUGAGACAGCUAAUUAGUGGUCGGACUGGUACCAUCAAUGGCCUGCCGCCUACUAUAUCCCAUUGUCCAAGUUCCCAGUUUUUGGCAACGUCAACAUCAGUCUGCAUUCUGAUGGAAUUGAUUUUUUUUUAUUUCAUGGAUUUGGAUCAUUUUGAAAACCUUGUAAUGACAUUGGGUGUGGAUAGAUCACUUGCACUGGUACCAAAAAACAUUAUUUGUGCCCAUUUGAUCGCAGUCCAAUAAUAGGGACUUGCGGACUGAUCAAAUUAUAUCUUGGGAUACAUUCAUUUCCAGAUCAAAUUCAAAAUGGCUGGCUGGUUGCCAUUUUGUUAAGAUUGCUAUUCUCGACUGAUUGUGUAAAUCAUACAGCAUGUUCCACAAAUGUAUUUGUUUGAUGAUCCAAAUCUAAAUAGCUGAAUGGCGGCCAUUUUAAUGUUAAAAAUUCAUCAAACUCUAGCAUUUCUGAAAUUCCAGAACUAGGAUCUUUGUCUGGCAUGGACAAAACUUCGAACUGUGAUGCACAUCAUUCUGUUUUUUAGAUCAGAUUCAAAAUGGCCGACGGAUUUCCAUUUUGUUUUUAAAUUAAGUUCUGAAGCCAUACCUGUGACAUGCCCUGACCGUUUAUGUUAAAAUAUAACAACUCACGAAAACUAUGUAAUGCAAAUACUUGUCACAUACAAAUGUAGACAGUUCCAUGUAAACAACUUGGUCAUCCAGAAUAGUGGAUGUAAUGAUGAAUUUACCCGACUUGACCAAUAGGUGUUGGCUAUCAUUAAAACACAAACGCUGUCAUUGUCAUUUCAAAACUAAAAUGACAAACUUGUGUAAUAACAAACAGUAUGUACAUUCAUCAUGGGCCAUAUUUUGCUGAACUUUUUUGCUCUCACCCCAACGUCACCGAUUCUAUGUAAGUUACUGGUAAUCUUAAAGGGGAACCGCUCAAUUCCAUGGAUUGCACCACGUGCUCAUCGGUGAUUAACUUCACCUCUGUCCACUAAGUAAAUGAAUGCUUAUUAUGCUCGCUUACACAAACUGUGAUUGACAGGCAUUUUGCAUACAUUAGCCGCCAUUUUAAACUCAGGAUUUGUACUUGUCACGGCACGUUUCGACCGAAAGCUACUACAUGUAUACAUCAAAAGCCCAACCAGAUGAGUGUAAUCGCUAGCGUACAUAUUCAUGCCUCCGUAGAAAUGUAUUUGGAAUCACAGCUUGAUCUCUAAACAUCGUAAAUAGCACAUUUCCUGGAGCUCCCGCCAUGAUGUGAGCGGCUUGGUUUGGAUUAGCAUACUAAUUUCGGUGGCCAUCUUGCCCCUAUUUAUAGUAUCGGUUCCCCUUUAAAAAUAUACCCUAUAUUUUUUGGUCCAGAUAUAUGACUGCUUCAUCAGUAAAUGAGUGAUUCAUAGCAGUAUUUUUUUUUUUUCACAAACUGCAAUGAGAAGAUUACAGUGUUACAUCAUGGAUGCAGAUUUAUAUACUUUCAUUGUUUUAAUAGCAGAGUUACACUUUCUCUAGUUGCUAGGCUACCAUGUUUGUCUCGCACACAAAAACCUCUGGUCAUCAACAAGAAUAUGUUGUUUGACGUCAAGAUUUUUUGUGUUUCCCAGUUUUGUACCAAACAUAUUAGUUUUGCAUUGUAUAGGCAUACAGGCCGCUUUUUGAAUGUUCAUAAAGUCAAUGUCAAGGGUGUAAUAUCUUGCGUAAAUUGUCAAGUCUUACAAAAUUAUUACGAAUUACACAAUCACAAGACAAGCCAAAUUAGGGACAACAUCAACAGUUCAAUGUAGGGUAAAAAAACUUAAUACCUUUAGUUGUUUGUUUUCAUCUCUUUUUGGUAUGGUCCAUGCAAAGUGUGUAAUUUUAUGUUUAGAAAUGCAGUAAUAUCUCUCAUCACCUACUGCAUUCUGGGACACCAUUGGUUAAAAAACAAGUUUAAUUGACGCACAUGGAAUUGGUAUCACUUUCAAGCCAUAAGAAUUUGCAUCUCCGUGGGAUGUUCAUUGCAUAUUACUGUUCAUGGUUAUGAAAGAUGCAUACCCUUGUUAUUCCUUUACGAAAAAUAACUUACUGAUGAGCAUGACGUGUGAAUUCAUAAAUUCUUGGUAUCUGCAUUAUCUCUGAUCAAACUUAGCUUGACUGGUUAAAGGGUUCUGAAAAUUCACCCAUGACCCCUCCCCCUCUCUAAAUCUGUGCAUGCCUUGAAAUGCAACAGAAUGUAAAACUCAAAAUAUUGUCUGUAAUAGUUUCUAUGCAUAUUUUUGCACAAUGUGUUUUGGUAUUUCCCCAGUAAUGUGUUCAAUCCUACCAUCAGGUACUUGUGAUGUAAUCUUCCAUCUAUUGGUACACUCUACUAUGUACGAGUUAAUACAGGUUAUUGUAAUAAAAAAAACAAAAAAUUA